UCCAAUGUCUAGUGUCUUUAUAAGAGGAAGGAAAUUUGGACACACACAGACACACACAGACACAGACACACAGAGAUACCACGCCUGUGAGGAUGGAGGCAGAGAGCAGAGGGUACCUGUACAAGAGGAAUGCAAACCUUGUGGGCUUCCAUCAGAAGUGGGGAGACAGGCAGUGUCAGCUUCUCCUGAAGAGCCUCCAGAUGAGCCAAUUCUGCUCACACCUUGAGUUUGGACAUCUGGCCUUGAGAACUGUGGAAGAAUAAUCCCUGUUGUUAGACUUGCAGUGAUUUAUUACAGCGACCUUAAGAAAUGAGUUCUCACUGCUGUACGAAAGCUGUCAUCACGUUCACAAUGGAGUCUCUGGUGGCAGCAAACACCAAGUUUUGUUUUGAUUUUUUCCAAGAAAUAAGCAAAAGUCACUGUCAUAAAAACGUCUUCUACAGCCCUCUGAGCCUGUCUGCUGCCAUCGCCAUGGUCCGCCUGGGGGCCAGGAGCGACAGCGCACAGCAGAUCGACCAGGUGCUGCACUUUAAUGAAUUUUCCCAGAAUGAGAGCGAAGAACAUGAUCCCUGUUUGAAAAGCAGAACGCAAGGAAUGUUGGCCGACAGCUCCCUGGAGGGGCAGAAAGCAGUGGCAGGGUCUCCAGUGGUGCAGGAAUCUUCAAACCCCGAGAGUGAACUGCUCAGUUGCCACUUCGGGCACCUUCUGUCCAAGUUAGACAGGAUGAGAGCCGACUGCACCCUGAGUAUUGCCAACAGGCUUUAUGGAGAGAAGCAGUUCCCCAUCUGCCCGGAGUACUCAGAAGGCGUGAUUCAAUUUUAUCACACGACGAUUGAAAGUGUUGACUUCCGGAAAGAAACUGAAAAAUCCAGACAAGCGAUUAACUUCUGGGUGGAAUCUCAGUCCCGAGGUAAAAUCAAGGAACUCUUCAGCAAGGACACGAUCACAGACGCCACGGUGCUGGUGCUGGUGAACGCGGUUUACUUCAAGGCCAAGUGGGAAAAAUACUUUGACAGCGAGAACACAGUCGAUGCGCCUUUCUUCCUCAGCGAGAAUGAAAGGAAGACCGUGAAGAUGAUGCAUCUGAAGGGCCCCUUCAGACUUGGCUUCAUAGAGGAGCUGAAGACCCAGAUUCUUGAGAUGAAGUACACUAGGGGCAGGCUCAGCAUGUUCAUCCUGCUGCCUUCUUGCUCUGAAGAUAAUCUGAAGGGCCUGGAGGAGCUUGAAAAGAAUAUCACUUAUGAGAAGAUAAUGUCCUGGAGCUGCCCAGAGAAUAUGUCAGAAGAAAGCGUGGCUGUCUCCUUCCCCCAGCUGACCCUGGAGGACAGCUACGACCUCAAUUCUAUUCUCCAGGACAUGGGCAUCACGGAUAUCUUUGAUGAAACGAAGGCGGAUCUUUCUGGAAUCUCUCCAAAUCCCAGCUUACACCUGUCAAAAGUUAUUCAUAAAACCUUUCUGGAGGUGGAUGAAAAUGGCUCUGAAGCAGUGGCCGCUAGUGGGGUUGAAGGGGAGACAAAGUCCUUGCCAUCCUGGGUGACAUUUAACGCCAAUCACCCUUUUCUCUUUUUCAUCAGACACAACAAAACCCAAACCAUUCUAUUCUAUGGCCGGGUCAUCUCUCCCUGAAGGGUGCACACAGUCUAGUAUCAGGAGCUGUAAGAAAGUGGCACUACACCCUCCCCUGGCACGACACGGCCACUUGUGUGUUUGCUGCUGUCAAAUGCUGACCCAAUUCCAUCACAGCCCUGCUCCCACCCCCCAGCCACUGGCCUGUGCUUGACCUGAUCUUUCUUUCACCCUGAAGUUGAUUUUCUUCUAAGUCCAUUAGUACUCAAGGGCCCUCCCUCCCUCUUUCAUCUUUCACCACCCUAAGCUUUCAAGGACAUAAAUGAGCCCCCUGUGACCUGAAGGUCAACAAAAUUGAGAAUGAUAUUGACUUUAUUUAAGUUCCUACCUCCUGAUGAAGGAAUGCUGAAUGGGGAAACUCAGAAAACACUUUGACAUGGUGGCAGGAGAAGGCAUUUACAUAGAGUGUGUUUUGGAAACUCAGUCCUAUUUCCAUAGCAGUUGAAAUCAUGGUGGUCACUGGGCAAGGUGUCCUGGCCCUCCUCUCACAUCUUCUUCCUCAAGGAAGACGUCCCGUGAGGUGCUCCUCACUCGGGACCCAGUAGGACAUGAGGGCAGAUGUGAGUGAUCGCUCAGGGGUGGAAGACUGCUCCAGCCAGCCCUCAUUUUGCACAGAGCAGGAGGUCAGUAUUUGUCUUGUGAAUCUGAGGUGGACCAGGGGCAGUGGCCAGUGGAUAUACAAGAGGUCAAUCGUCGUUUUCCUCAUUGAGUCUUCUAGGCCAUCAUCAUGAAGCAUGUCUCUCUGUCUCUUCCUCGUCCCCAUCCUCAGAGAAUUCUCACCUGUAGUUAUUCCUACAUCCCCAGCAUGGUGGGGUAGGGUGGGAAAGGCUGUCCUCACUGUGGGCCACUAAGCACCCCACUGUCUCCUCUCCUCUGAGCUCUGGCAACAUGGACAUGUCACAAGAGCAGGUCUGGGACUGGACCUGAUGCACACGGAGACCCUUGUCAGGAAGGCUGUUGGCUUCAUGUUAAAUUUCAAUGUCCCAAAAGCCCAACACCUGGGUGUUCAAGACUCUAGGGCCUGGGACUUCAUUGUCUGACACGUCAGUCUCAGUGCUUGGUGUCUGCCUUAGGCCACUGACAAGCCUCACUCAAGGCACUGGUCAUAUGUGUUCUGUGGAGGUGAAUUUCUGGUCUUGGUGAUGGCCCUGCUCUAUGACUGUCCUCCCAGCUCCACUCUAUGGCCAGGUAUAGCUCUGCCAACACUUUUUCUUGUAGGCAGAAGCAGGUUAACUUCACCUGCACCAUGCUGGUCCCUCACCUCUCCUCUACUUCCUGCCCCAAGAGACAAGUCCCCUUCUUCUUCCAGGCUUCUCAUUGUCAAAAUUUGUUUAUGGAAUAAAAAAUUUCUUGUUGGCAAUGUGAGGCAGUCUGAAGCAGCUCUUCCAAGUCCUUUACUCAGAACGCACCUCCCACAGGUCACGCUUAUCCCAGGUAAUCAAAUUUGUUGUCUCUGUUUUCAUUCCUUUUGGGGUCAGUGUUUAGAGGACUGAUUGCCUGCUGACCCAGUGUCAGUGCUGGGCUCUGAGCUGGAUGACCAUAACCCUGACACAGGGCUGCAUCAUCUGGCGUUGCUUGUGUCAUAUUCUUUUCCUUGAUAAAUGCAUUGGUGUUAAAAUGUUUCAGAAUUUUAAUCAUGAGGGGAGAUUAUUUCUGUUCAUAAUCAUGAGGAAAUGAUAUUCUCAAAUC
Messenger RNA from Talpa occidentalis (Iberian mole), 3315 nucleotides. It is a transcript of the gene SERPINB12, whose product is annotated as serpin family B member 12. NCBI's taxonomy places the organism in Eukaryota, Metazoa, Chordata, Mammalia, Eulipotyphla, Talpidae. The record is from RefSeq and is a predicted model, not a curated record. Gene Ontology annotation, biological process: negative regulation of endopeptidase activity. Gene Ontology annotation, molecular function: serine-type endopeptidase inhibitor activity. The coding region runs from base 310 to 1626 and encodes 438 amino acids. The transcript is spliced from 8 exons.